This is a messenger RNA of Solea solea (common sole), 5502 nucleotides long. RefSeq names its product tripartite motif containing 36 (gene trim36). Bases 473 to 2842 code for a protein of 789 amino acids. Gene Ontology annotation, molecular function: protein binding; zinc ion binding. The transcript is spliced from 15 exons. The record is from RefSeq and is a predicted model, not a curated record. Lineage: Eukaryota; Metazoa; Chordata; Actinopteri; Pleuronectiformes; Soleidae.
GAGGGAUGGCGUGGAGAAGGAGGGAUGCGUGGAUGGCACGGUCACAGUCACAGCGCUGAGGAGGAGGCGAGGGCGGAGUUUUCCCUCCAAGAUGAGGCCAACUAAAACAAAAAUUGGUUGCCGGCGCAUGUUCUGUAGACUCCACACAGCCACACACCUAAACACAGAGAGAGAGAGAGAGAGGGAGGAGAGAGAGACGGAGAGAGGGAGGGAGGUGAUGAGGAGCGGCUUUUCUUCCUUCAUGUCAUCUCACCUCCGUCUGUGAAGCUCGUGUGAUCUGUUUCUUUCAGCCGCAGCUGCUGCUUGUGUCUGUGUGUGUGUGUGUGUUUGUUUUCCCCCAAUACAUUUCAUUUUAAUAUUCCCGUCUUUGUAUCCAUCUCCACCACCGUUAUCAUCUUCAUCAUCAUCAUCAUCAUCAUCAUCAUCAUCAUCAUCACCACCACAGUCAGCAUCAGCAUCAACAUCUGUAACCAUGUCGGACUCUGAGGACAUGACGGAGUUCGCCAGCAUCGUGGAGAGGAUCGAGCGAGGCGAGAUGCGGCGAAGCAGCAGCGGCACGACCGCGGUCCCGAUCAAAAACAUAGAGCGGGAGCUGAUCUGCCCGAUCUGCAAGGAGCUCUUCACUCACCCGCUGAUCCUGCCCUGUCAGCACAGCAUCUGCCACAAGUGUGUCAGGGAGCUGCUGAUGCUGAACCCUGACGACUCUUUUGACGCUGGUUCGGAGUGUUCAUUACCGGGCAGCCCCCGGUCCAGGGUUCCCUCCCCCUCUAUGGAGAGGUUAGACAGGCUUGUGCGAUCAGGUCCUCGGAAUCGGAGCGGAAAUUCUGGCUUGAAAACUGAGAUAAAUCCAGCACUCCUCGGUUCCCCUGUCCCUCAGAAACGCUCCAUCUCAUCCCCAGGGUGGCGCAGAGGCUCUGUGACCCCUCGAAUCACCACCAUCCAUUGCCCGGGCUGCCAGCAUGACAUCGAUCUCGGCGAGCGCGGCAUCAGCAUGUUGUUCCGUAACUUCACCCUGGAGAGCAUCGUCGAGCGCUACCGCCAAGCGGCCCGCGCAGCCGUGGCUAUCAUGUGUAACAUCUGCAAGCCUCCGCAAGUGCAGGAGGCAACGAAGAGCUGUAUGGACUGCAAGGCUAGCUACUGUAACGAGUGCUUCAAGCUGCACCACCCAUGGGGAACCCCCAAAGCUCAGCACGAGUAUGUUGGUCCCACAACAAACUUUAGGCCCAAGGUGCUCAUGUGUCCGGAGCACGAGAUGGAGAAGGUGAACAUGUACUGUGAGGUCUGCAGACGGCCCGUGUGUCACCUGUGCAAGCUGGGAGGAUCUCAUGCCAACCACAAGGUCACCUCCAUGAGCAGUGCCUACAAGAUUCUCAAGGAGAAGCUUGCCAAGAGUAUCCAUUUCCUCAUCAGCAAAGAGGACCAGGUCAGGACUCAGAUUACUGAUCUUGAGCAUCUCAUCAAUCAGACCGAGGAAAACGGCCAGCUAGCAGAGCGUGAAGCUAAUGAGCACUUUGAGCGUCUGUUUGAGACUCUGCAGGAGAGGAAGUCUGAGAUGCUGAGAUCCAUCGAACAGUCUCGUAACCGGCGCCUGAACCACCUCAAGGGCCAGGUGGAGGAGUACCAGGGCAUGUUGGAGAGCAGCGGACUAGUUGGCUACGCACAAGAGGUGCUGAAAGAGACUGACCAGUCCUGCUUUGUUCAGACUGCAAAGCAGCUCCAUGUCAGGAUCCAGAAGGCCACAGAGUCUCUGAGGACCUUCCACCCUGCAGCCGACCCCUGCUUUGAUGAGUUUGUGUUGGACACGUCUAAAGAGGAAACUCUGCUCAAGGAGAUGUGCUUUGGUGGAGUUCCGGACCCUCCGUUGAUUGACCUGUCCCACAGUAGAGUCUAUAAUGAGGCCUCAAUCUCCUGGAGGCUUUCUGACGAUCACUUGCCAACUGAUCACCAUGUGGUCGAGUACCGCAGACUCGGGGCCCCGAGCCCGUCUCCAUCCCAGGAGGACGUUGACGAUAGUAGUGUCUGGAGGGCUACAGACAGGGUCUAUGGCCCCAGCACUGUUGUGAGCGACCUGGAGCCCAACACCUUGUACUCUUUCAGGGUCCGAAGCUGCAGGAACUCAAUGUUUAGUCCCUACAGCCCUGAAGUGACUCUCCACACACCCCCUGCACCCGCUUUUGGUUUCCUGUUCAGCGACAAGUGUGGCUUCAACUUAGAACGGCUCGCCCUGAACAAGCGGCGGGACACUGUGGAGAGUGUCGCCGGCAUGGCUUUCCUGCUCGCAGCUGAGCGCGUGCAGACGGGCAGUUAUAUCGGUCUCGACUACAUAAUCGGGGACACGGGGAUUUCUCAGGGAAGACACUAUUGGUCAUUCAAGGUGGAACCGUACUCCUACUUGGUUAAAGUUGGAGUGGCCUCUGACUCGAAGCUGCUCGAAUGGUUUCACAAUCCCAGAGACACUAGCAGCCCAAGAUACGACCACGAUAGUGGGCACGACAGUGGCAGUGAGGACACGUGCUACGAGCUCUCCCAGCCCUUCACCCUCCUCACCCUGGGCAUGGGCAAACUCUUCAUCCCAAAGUCGUCUUCGCUGUCCUCCGUUUCAUCAGCGAAUGCAUCUUCCGCCGCUGACCCCGGCAAUCGCGUGCUUCCCAUGCCGCAGCGUCUGGGAAUAUGCCUCGACUACGAGGCGUGCCGCGUGUAUUUCUACGACGCCGACACCAUGAGGUGCCUUUACGAGAGGCAGGUGGAUUGUUCGGGGACCAUGUAUCCAGCCUUUGGCCUCAUGGGCAGCGGCAAGGUUCAACUGGAGGAGUUCAUCGCUGCGAAGAAACUGACCUUCUGAGGAGGGGAUAGGGAGCACUGUUGACGCUUUAAGACCUGAAUCAGUUUAAUGUUUGGCAUGUUCUCGGAAGAGCAGGUUUUGUUGAUGACUGAUUAAUGUCCAACUCAUUUAUUUGAAGGUCAGAUGAAGCAGAUGCGAUCCAGGGCCUUUGGUCCUUAAUGUGAACGUGUGAUCUCUGCCUGUUUUAUUUAGACUGUUCAGCCAUGGCAUUUUAAAUGUAUGACCCACAUAUAAUAUGGUCGACACAGAGUAUCAGUGUCCACAUACAAUGGUCUUGAGAAGUUGGUAUAAAUGGGAAAGGUCCUCUCUACAUACCAAAGUCUCUGUAUCUGUCAGUGGUUGGUUUUUAGAUGUGGUGGAGUUGGUUACAAUGUUAGUCUGCAACCACUUUAAGAAUCUUUGGUUUUAACCUAAAACAACAUUUGAGCUCACACUAGUCUUUUGCCAGGUUUAUGUUGAUGGUAUGUAUAAAUUAGUAAGUAAUGGUUCCUCAAGCGCAUUUCUAUAUUCUUAGUCUGAGCGUAGCAGCAUAUGUUUACAUGUGAUGAUCCUUGUGGACCUGAGGGAGCCUUGUAGCUACUUUUUACAGCGAGUGCCUUUCUGCCUUUUUUUUUAGUUGGUCACUUGGUAUGUUCUGGUGUCGCUGCACAAGCGUCAUAGAAAUAAUUAGCAGCACAUUUACUGUGUGACUUGUAUAGUUUGAUUAGACACUGGUGUCAACGUUUAAAGGGGUUAUUUGUUAUGAUUUCAAAUUCACUCUUGACUUUAUCACAUAACACUACUUUUCCUUCUUGUCACAAUUAUGUUCAGCAGUUUUUGCACAACAGGACGAUGGAUGCCUCACACUCGAUCACCUUUACACCCAUCACAUAUAAGGUCACUACCUUUUUAGCGUCUCACUGAUGUCACACUAUGUGAAGUGUUCACCAUCACGAGCAUGAACAUGAAUCCUCGAGCAGCGACUUUGGAUUUACAAGCCUUUUGCCGUUUGCACUCUUAUGGUAUCGGUUGCACUGAAUGUGAUUUUCUUAAUUUUUUUUUUAACAUCAUUAAAACCAGCAGGUACCGGAAUAUUGUGUACUUGUGGUCAACAGCGCGUUGACGGCUGCAAAGUUAAUGACAUCCAAAUCUUGUUGGCUCUGGUGCUGAUUUAAAAUGUAACACACAGCCUUUUAAACUGUUCAGGUUCUUACAAAAAGUGCUACCACAACACACUGUUCGCUGUAUCUUCGGUCCAUUUGCAGUGCAGACACACUAAGUGCAUCUUGCUGGUGAGUUUGGCUUUGACUAAAGCAGCUUGGAUAUAGAGGUUUCACUAAACAGACUCACUAUUCACUUGGCAACCACACUUUGUUUUUGUAUUGACGUAUACGUGCCUGCAUAGUGGUUUACGUGUACAUUCACGUGUAUGUUUUCAUUUCUGGAAGGUUAGGGUAAGUGGUGUGCAUGUGUUUUCUCAGGUUUCUGGUCCUGAUCGGGGCCCCAAUACUACCUACCUCUAUCUGUCAGGCCUGGAAAACCUUAACUACUGUACCUUUCCUCUCAGAAGUUUGAUUUGAUUUGCGGCUUUGUCUGUAAUAGUCCCAAGUUCAAUAUUUCUGCCUUUCGCUUUAAUAUCAAAUCAUAAGCUGAUCCUUUUCAAAAAUGUUUUUUAACUUACAUGUACAUAUUAAUCCAAAGUAUAUAAUAUUUUAGCGAAAUAAAGUACAUCUUCAAUAUUCAUGUUCAUUAGGUUGAUGUCGAGAUGUGUAUCACUGUUGGUGGAAAGUACUGUAAGCAGAUUUUGCCUCUUGUCAAGGGAGUGUUUUUCAAAGGGUACUAACAAUCUUUUCCUCCUUUUUUGUGGCAGUGGUUUGCAUAGUGGGAUUAAGUAUUUUGUUUGUUUAUGGGGUCUUGGAACGGUUAUUUUUGUUUUUGGUUAAAAACGCUCCAUAAAUACACGUUCUUGUAUUUAACUGGAGAAAACGUGACGUACUGGGUUUUUUGUGGCAGUGUGUAUAUUUUGUCUAACGUGUUGCUGCGUGUUAUUUUCACCCCAAUGCUUACAGAAUGUACUCCUGACAAAGGUUUUUCUUAGUUUGUUCCACAUGGGGUAAAGAGCACAUGUUACAUGUAGUUACAGAACACAUUUAAAGGCUUGUAAUCUCAACUGCUUUUCAUCAGUCAUAGAUUUACGAUCAACUAUUUUGCAGGCUUGCCGACAAACUAAAUCCAAGCUAGCACUUUUAAAAAUCUGUAGCAUGUCAGCAACUAUGUGGCUCUGCGCCAGUCUAUAGUAAAUGUAUGUGUGUGUGUGCAAUAUUAUCAAAGAGGCUGUAGAAACAGAGGAAAAGGGUGUAGACAGGCAUUUGCCUGCCAAAACUAUUUGCACUGAUAAUCGUUUGUGGUUUUCAAUUAGACUUUUAAACACUACUUGAUUUGUCUUCCUUUGUUCUCAGUAACGGUAGAUUUUUUUUUUUUUUUCCAGAGCUUUAAAUUAGUGCAUUUUGUCAGUUUUCGUUCUCUCCUGAUUGAUUGGAUGUGGUGUGUAAAUGGUAGACUUCUGUGCGUGUAGUAUGUAAAGAUGGAAAUGCUCUAGUUUGCUCCGAUUCCUGGAAAUGCUGUACUAAUUUUUCUGUGUGGGAAUGUCCUCAAAUAAAACUGGCGUGUUUUCAAAACUC